AUGUCCGAAGCAGAGGCUGAUUUCGAAAUCGACUUUUACGGCGAUGAUUCUGCUGAACAACAAGAUCAACAACAAGCGCAGGCAGCAACUGGAGAGAGCACACACGAAAACAACACCAGCUCAGAUGCGCAACAUGUCCAAAAUAAUGCCGAACACCAAGACGAUCAGCAAAUGGACGACUCGAGACACGACACACAGAGAGACAGCUCAAUGGUCCAACAAGGGACCAAAAGAAAGUCAGAAGAGGACCAUGCGACAGUUGACGUACAAGCAACUUCUGCUAUCAUGAUUUCCGAUCUCAACUGGUGGAUCACAGACGACGACGUUCGCGGAUGGUUAAGACAAGCAGACUGCGAGGACGACAUUAAAGAUUUGACGUUUAGUGAGCACAAGGUGAAUGGCAAGAGCAAAGGCCAAGUCUAUGUCGAGUUCCACAGCCGAAAUAUCGCCGCCACAUCAAAACGACAUGUCGAACAGCUUGGCCCUGGCACACCACAAGGGCAAAAGAAGAUCCAUGUCGCAUUCUGGAACCCCAACGUCAAUCCAUUCAAGACCUUACCAAAGGAUGCACCGGCUCGCGGCAAAGAUCAGAACCGCGGCGGAUACACCGACAGAGGCAACUUUGGAGGAGGCUUCCGUGGCCGUGGCGGUAUGAACAACCGCGGCCAUAUGGGCCAGCACAACUUUAACCGCAAUUUCAACAACAAUAAUAAUAACAAUAUGGGCUUCAACAACAAUAUGGGAGGCUUUAACAACAAUAACAAUAUGGGCAACAACUAUGGCUUCAAUAACCGCGGAGGUAUGAUGGGUGGCAUGAGAGGCAACAAUAUGCGAGGCCGUGGUGGCCCAAAUAUGAUGGGCAUGAACCCAAUGGGAAUGCCUAUGGGUAUGCAAGGGAAUAUGCCAAUGGGUAUGAUGGGCGGCAUGCAGGGUUUCCAAGGCAUGCCCAACUUUAACGCCGGUAACUUUGGCUUUAACCAGAACCAGGGCGGCGCUGGCGGUGCCAACAAUAACAACGGCGGCGAUUGGGGAAACCCCCAUGGUGCUAAGAGGCCGCGUCCUGAAUAA
[Torrubiella] hemipterigena is the source of this 1068-nucleotide messenger RNA. Lineage: Eukaryota; Fungi; Ascomycota; Sordariomycetes; Hypocreales; Clavicipitaceae. The record is from the annotation of a GenBank genome assembly.